AGCAGCACCAGCAUCUCCGCUCAGCUGAAAUAGCCACUGGAGAAGGAGGGAAGGAGAGGGGGUAGAAGAGGACAGGAAAGAAAGAGAGAGGUAAAAGCGGAGUGUUGUAGCCCACCGUGCUGCGCCGACGUCAAGCUUAGGACAGUGGGGGCAGAGCCACCCCCUGGGGAGAGUGUUCGCAGACAAAGGAAGCUUCAUGUUCAAAGGACCAGUGGAGAACAAAAACGAAGCAGCCAUGUCUGAGCUAGUUCCAGAGUCACGACAAAAGCCAGUUGUGCCGAUGAAACCCGUGGGCAUUAAUGCCAACUUACUGGGCUACAUUGGAAUUGACACCAUCAUUGAGCAGAUGCGCAAGAAGACCAUGAAGACAGGCUUUGACUUCAACAUUAUGGUUGUAGGUCAAAGUGGGCUGGGAAAGUCUACGCUGGUGAACACCCUCUUCAAAUCCCAAGUAAGCCGCAAAUCUUCAGGCUGGAACCGGGAGGAGAAGAUCCCCAAGACAGUGGAGAUCAAAGCUAUUGGACACGUUAUUGAAGAAGGUGGGGUCAAAAUGAAGCUGACAGUGAUCGACACCCCAGGAUUUGGAGACCAGAUCAACAAUGAGAACUGCUGGGAGCCUAUUGAGAAAUACAUCAACGAGCAAUAUGAAAAAUUUUUGAAAGAGGAGGUGAAUAUUGCAAGGAAGAAACGAAUUCCAGACACACGAGUGCACUGCUGCCUCUACUUCAUCUCCCCCACGGGCCACUCCCUGCGGCCCUUGGACCUGGAGUUCAUGAAACAUCUCAGCAAAGUAGUGAACAUCAUCCCGGUUAUUGCCAAGGCUGACACCAUGACCUUGGAGGAGAAGACCGAAUUCAAACAAAGAGUGCGCAAAGAGCUAGAAGUGAAUGGGAUCGAGUUUUACCCCCAGAAAGAAUUUGAUGAGGACUUGGAGGAUAAAACAGAAAACGACAAAAUCAGGCAGGAAAGCAUGCCCUUCGCAGUAGUGGGCAGUGACAAGGAGUACCAAGUGAAUGGCAAAAGAGUCCUGGGCAGGAAAACACCUUGGGGAAUCAUUGAAGUGGAAAACCUCACUCACUGUGAAUUUGCCCUGCUUCGAGAUUUUGUCAUUAGGACUCACCUUCAGGACCUGAAAGAAGUGACCCACAACAUCCACUAUGAGACCUAUAGGGCCAAGAGGCUGAAUGACAAUGGAGGGCUGCCCCCCAUGACCUCUGAGACAGAGGAAAACCAUGAAAGUAACCUGUGAAUGACACCCCUGACAUCACCUGGUGUCUCUGGAUACAACAACCCACCCCUGCUACCCCUGGCUCUACCACGAGCCUGUCUCUGAAGCGUGUGGAGCAUCCUCUGUGUGUGUGAGAGGGUGCGUGUGUGUGCGUGUGCCUACCUGUGUGCCAGAGGGGGACCAAAGGCAUCUUCUCUGCCCUUCCCAAACUGUCCUCAUUCUCGGUUUGUAUUUUGCACAGUGGACUGUCUGUCAUCUUCCUUUCUCUCGUUGCUGUGUCUCAGCUGUGUGUCUUAUCUGGGGGAAGUAGGGGUGGGGGAAUAACUUAUGGGGGCAAGAGGGCUUUGGAAGUGGGAGGUGUGGGGCAUGCUGGGGUCCUGUUUUUAUUCCUUGGGGAUGUGGCACGGAGAGACUCUGGGGCAGAUGGCAGAGUUCUUUGUGGGUGGGAAGGUAGCUGACUGCUCAGGGAGGAUGGUGGCACAGCAUUUUAUCUCAAUUUUUUGCUGUGGCUUGCAAAGUGAAAUGGCACCUUGGAAGUGAAUAGAUGAGAGAAGUGACAGAUUGACAGGUUUUGUGGUUCAGGGAAAGUGAGUGGUAGAAGGAGGCAGGUUGUGAGCUGUAGCAUCUAUCUGAGAAACAUCAAAGUAAUUGGGGGAAAGAGCCAUAUUUUCCAGAAUUAAAGAAUAAAAGAACACCAAGAUGUCUUCCUUGGUGUCCACUGGUGAUGGGAACACAAGAAAUACCUUCUCCUCACCAAAAUAUCUAUGUUUGUCACUCCAGCAGCCCCAGCAGCCCCAGCCUGUGCUAAUCCCCUGCCCCUCAUACAGCUCUCCUGCCUCCCAUGUCCUCUCCUUUACUUUUGUCUUCACUCCCUUUUAACCCUCUAUAGCUUUCUCCCUUUCUCUCCUUAUCUCACUUUCUCUGCUCCCAGCCCUUUCUGUCCUUCAAAAUCUUCCCUUUCUGAGUCCUUUCCUCCUUCUCUGCAUUCACCUCUUCCUUAUCAAUGUGCUUUUGUUGUGUCAUAUUGAAAAGCUGCUGUUUCACCUUCACUUAGAGGAAGCAUGGAGAGAAGGUAAAAACCCGUAAGGAGAAAUAUGCAGGGUUUUACUGGAGGCUAAAUUAUAGAUUCAUAGAAUCAUUAUAGUUGGCAAAGACCUCUAAGAUCACUUUGUCCAACCAUCAACCGACCACCACCGUGCCCACUAACCAUGUCCACAUGUGCCACAUCCACAUGAUUCUGGAACAACUCCAGGGACGAUGACUCUGAGAGGGCUCACAACUGCCUUGAGCAUGACAGUCUGCCCUCAUCUAGAAGAAGCAUGUACCCAGCUGCCAGGGGCUGCACCCCAGGAGAACAUCUGGUUGCAUUAGCAGCGCACAUGCAGAAGGUUAUGGUGUGGGAUGAUAGUGCUGCAAGUACAGGAAGUAUGUGGGGUUGGGAGGAGGCUGGAAAGGCUGGCAUGACUGAAGCAAAGCCUGAGGUUUGUGGACAGAGAUGUUCAGGGCCAGGAUGAGAUCGAUCCAAGUGUUGCGGAACCAUCUAGAAGCUCGCGUUCGUAUUGUGGCUUUCUGUGGUGCUGUCUUUGCAAAGCUAAUGUCUCUUCCAUCCCACUCCCAUCCAUCCACACACAUCAGCUCUUCUCAGCACUGCCAGGACACGAAGGUCCUCCCAGUCUUUCUCAUCCUUUUCCCCCACCACAUUCAUAGCAUUUAGUGCUUCACGCAGCCUCGUACCCACUAUCCCACCUCAGCACCAGGCUUCUUCAGCCUUGACAAGAACUUUGCUCCUCACUGCUAUCUGCAGCCACCAUACAGGCCUUGCAGAGGUCACGCUGCUACAGACACAUCAGCUGUCAUGGGGUAAGAGCCUCCCAGCUCAUGCCACCAGCCAGCCACUUCAGCUCUCCACAAUAUAUCACUGGAGCGUGAUGGUCACCAGACAAGAGAUGUCGCCGUGUCAUCUGCCAUGAUGCCAGACCCAGUCAGGGCAUGGCAGAGAGCUGCAACUACUGGCAGCAAAGCUGGAAGUGCUUCCAUGCCUGAACCUUGGGCUGUGGGAUGAAGGCCACGCAGUUUGCUGUGUAUGUGUAAGAUUCUGGGGGACUGGUUGUAAUGAAGUGGUUUUGAUGCUCUGCUCUGUAAUUUCCUACAGUGAACUGUUUUUAAGAGAUGCAUAAAGGCCCACUGAGAAAAGCAAGCUUGGUGUCC
This is a messenger RNA of Lagopus muta (rock ptarmigan), 3436 nucleotides long. It is a transcript of the gene SEPTIN3, whose product is annotated as septin 3. The transcript has 10 exons. Bases 197 to 1249 code for a protein of 350 amino acids. NCBI's taxonomy places the organism in Eukaryota, Metazoa, Chordata, Aves, Galliformes, Phasianidae. Gene Ontology annotation, biological process: cytoskeleton-dependent cytokinesis. Gene Ontology annotation, cellular component: cell division site; septin complex; presynaptic cytoskeleton. Gene Ontology annotation, molecular function: GTP binding; molecular adaptor activity; GTPase activity. The record is from RefSeq and is a predicted model, not a curated record.